Vicia villosa (hairy vetch) is the source of this 661-nucleotide messenger RNA. RefSeq lists its product as uncharacterized. NCBI's taxonomy places the organism in Eukaryota, Viridiplantae, Streptophyta, Magnoliopsida, Fabales, Fabaceae. The record is from RefSeq and is a predicted model, not a curated record. The transcript is spliced from 4 exons. Bases 110 to 565 code for a protein of 151 amino acids.
CAAACUUGAAGUUGAGGUCGAAUAUGAUAACCAUAAGGGGGUUUUUGUUUUUUGGGAUAAGGAUGUGAUUCCUUAUACUAAACACACAGCUACCGAAUUAAGAGAAAUCAUGAAGAAGGCCGGAGAGGACAAUCCUAAGAUUUGGCCUACUCACUUGGAUGCUAUGUUGAAUAGACAAAUGGUGUUUCGUAUCAAGUAUCAAUCCCAAUUCUGCCGAUUCUCUAUCGUGAAGAUACUUAACGAAGAGGGCCUUUACGAUAAGUUCGACACCUACCUCAAAGCUAAUGAGGCAACUAUUGCUGCUGAUUUGGAAGUGGACACAGCUUCUCCAUCUCUUACUCCAAACCAAGGAACACAAAAUAUGGAACCAUCGAUCGUUGCUCUACCAGAUGAAGGGAAUAACCAAAAGGGGAGUCCUUCUGCAAGCUGCGGCAGUACUCCUGCCAAGAGAGUCGCUGCGUCAACCUCAUUUAACGAGCUUAUCCAGGCUGAAGUAAUCACUCCUAAGCAAUCGGCCACUAAGCCCAAGAAUGGAAAAAAGACAAAGCAACUCAAACAUGACUGAGAUGGUGGGUUAAUUUCAGAAUUUUCCCUCUUAUUUUGAUGCUUAACUAGCAUAUCACCAUUUGUAAGGUUACAAUCAAACUAUUAAGUCCUUAUU